Messenger RNA from Nycticebus coucang (slow loris), 990 nucleotides. RefSeq names its product olfactory receptor 10G6. The transcript has a single exon. Gene Ontology annotation, molecular function: olfactory receptor activity; G protein-coupled receptor activity. The record is from RefSeq and is a predicted model, not a curated record. Gene Ontology annotation, biological process: G protein-coupled receptor signaling pathway. Lineage: Eukaryota; Metazoa; Chordata; Mammalia; Primates; Lorisidae. Bases 52 to 990 code for a protein of 312 amino acids. Gene Ontology annotation, cellular component: membrane.
GAGGGGUACUGAGCAUUCCCUCUGCUACUGUUGGCAGAUGUGAACAGCAAGAUGAUGCCCAGCGGAAACCAGACCUGGGUGUCCCACUUCAUCCUGGUGGGCCUGCACUACCCUUCACCACUAGGGGCGCUGCUCUUCCUGCUCUUCCUGGUCAUCUUCCUCCUCACUGUGUCCGGCAAUGGGCUCAUCAUCCUCACCGUCCUAGCAGACACCCGGCUCCACCGCCCCAUGUACUGGUUUCUAUGUCACCUCUCCUUCUUGGACAUGACCAUUUCUUGUGCAAUCGUCCCCAAGAUGCUUGCUGGCUUUCUUUUGGAUAGUAGGGUCAUCUCCUUUGGGGGCUGUGCAGUCCAACUUUUUUCUUUCCAUUUCUUGGGCUGCACAGAAUGCUUCCUUUACACACUGAUGGCUUACGACCGUUUCCUGGCCAUUUGUAAGCCUUUACACUACGCUACCAUCAUGACUCGCAGAGUUUGCAACUCCCUGGCUUUAGGCACCUGGCUGGGAGGGACCAUCCACUCCAUUUUCCAAACCAGUUUCAUAUUCCGGCUGCCCUUCUGUGGCCCCAAUAGGGUGGACUACUUCUUCUGUGACAUUCCUGCCAUGUUGCGUCUCGCCUGUGCUGACACUGCCCUCAAUGAGCUGGUCACUUUUGUGGACAUUGGCUUCCUGGCCCUCACCUGCUUCGUGCUCAUCCUCACUUCGUAUGGUUACAUUGUGGCAGCCAUACUUCGAAUCCAGUCGGCGGAUGGGCGCCACAACGCCUUUUCCACCUGUGCCGCCCACCUCACCGUGGUCAUCGUGUACUACGUGCCCUGCACCUUCAUUUACCUGCGUCCUGGCUCACAGGAGCCCCUGGAUGGGGUGGUGGCUGUCUUCUACACGGUCAUCACUCCCUUGCUGAACCCCAUCAUCUACACGCUGCGUAACAAAGAGAUGAAGGCCGCACUGCGGAGGCUGGGAGGCCGCGGGGAAGUGCAGCCUCCCUGA